Nannizzia gypsea CBS 118893 is the source of this 837-nucleotide messenger RNA. RefSeq lists its product as hypothetical. The record is from RefSeq and is a predicted model, not a curated record. Lineage: Eukaryota; Fungi; Ascomycota; Eurotiomycetes; Onygenales; Arthrodermataceae. The transcript is spliced from 5 exons. Bases 1 to 837 code for a protein of 278 amino acids.
AUGCUUGAAAUCCCGCCUCCUCCGCCCCCAAAACCACGCAUCGUCCUCCCGUGGUCCGAGUAUGACCCUGGUUUGCUCAACGGAGAUGGCGUUGCCGUCCGCAAGUGUAGCAUCGACUUCCUUGCCUCCCUUUACAAGACGUUCUUGGACACUUACCGUCCAGAUGAAGUCAAUCUCUCUCCAGAGGAGGCAGAACGCCUGACUGAAAGCGUCCGCCAAGAGCUGACCAGGCUUACCAAUUAUCCGGAUCUUUUCCCUACACCAACUGCCCAGGAACGCUUUUUCAAAAUCCUACAGGAGAGUGUUGCUAAAGUGGUCAAGAAACGUGAAGAUAAAGAGAGCGAGUCCAUUGAGGAGAGCAUUCGUCUACGUGCAAAUCUUAUUGCUAGAGAUGAAGAACAAAUCCUGCAGAGCAUUAACCGCCCUUCGUUCAAGCCCGAGUUGAAGCCUUGGGAGCAGUUCCUCUUGAAAGGCAGCCCAGGCAGUGGCGUUGCGCUCUCCGAAGAUCCUCCAAAUGGAUAUGUGCAGAUGAUGCCAAUGGGUGGAUUGGCUCUCCAUAGGAUGUGGUUGAAAAACACAUACAUCGAAACCAGACGUUACAGAGAAGAAGUAGCAAAUGGCUCGGAGCCUGCCUCCGACGAGCAUUUCGCUCAGAGAACUCCUGAGCGCCGCAUGGCAACCCCCAAACAUAAUCGUGUCAUUGAUCGAUUAGAAAGCUUCAAUGAUAUAAUUGCACGCCUUGAAGGAGACGAUGUGAUCAACGCCCACGGGGAGGAGAGUGUGAGGGUCAUGCUGUACCGUACAACUGUGGAGGAUGCUCCAGACGCUGCUGAAUAG